CGCUUCCUGUACAGCCCCCAUCAUGGCUCGACUUCCGGAGUCACCUCGUCGUGGGUUCCGCGUGGAAGCCGCCACUUCUAGGACAACUCUCUUUGCCCUCCUACCCCUCAGUUCCCCCACCUAGUGAUGGCUGCCAGCACGUCGUCGUCGUCCCCUGCAUCGUCAGCCCCAACCGCAGCUCCAGGCAAAACCCCGCUAAUGGGGGGUUGCCUGAGCUGCCGCCUUUUAUCGGGAAUGGGGCUGUUGGGGGCGGGCGGCUACGUGUUCUGGACGGCGCGGCGGCCCAUGAAGCUUGGCUAUGCCCCCGGCCCCGGGACCAUCUUCCAGAUGGUCGUUGGCAUCAGCAUCGCCUGUUGGGGAUUAGUCAUACUGGUGGAUCCUGUAGGAAAAAAUCAUCCCAUAGACGCAAAGAAGUGAUGGUGAUGAUGAUGAAGUUUGCAUCUUCUACAACCCAACCACUCGCUCUUAGGAACAGUCCAGCUGCUCCAGAGGACAACGAGAACCACGAAUAUUCCAGGACAGUGAUCAGCCUCAGAUCUGUAGAUACCUGAAGGGGAGAUGGACAAAGCGUGCUUUCCUGUUUUCUUUUUGCCCAGGCCUGCCCCUCCCCUCACAACUGUGAAUAAAUUUCUCUUAGAAAA
This is a messenger RNA of Antechinus flavipes (yellow-footed antechinus), 641 nucleotides long. It is a transcript of the gene DMAC1, whose product is annotated as distal membrane arm assembly component 1. The coding region runs from base 127 to 417 and encodes 96 amino acids. The record is from RefSeq and is a predicted model, not a curated record. Lineage: Eukaryota; Metazoa; Chordata; Mammalia; Dasyuromorphia; Dasyuridae. The transcript has 2 exons.